AUGCCCAUUUCCUCCAGGCCCCGGACAUCCUUCCUCAUCCAAGACAUCCUCUGGGAUGGGGCAGAGAGGGGAGCACAGCCGGAGAGGGGCAAGACCAGAGGGUUUUGCAGCCUGGAAGAUGAGGAGCCAGGGGCAGCAGCAGCAGCAGAGGGGAGCAAGGGCAGCUCGGCCAUGGGGGCUGCCCCAGGGCACCCCCUGGGGAGCCCUCAUCCCCCAGGAGCAUCCCCAGCCCAAGCCCGAGGGACAUCCAACAAGGUGGAUGCAGAUGCCACAGCACAGACCUACCUGUCCGACUGUGACCCCCCCCCACGACCCCUGCCCAUCGCCCACAGCCCCCCCAAGCAGGCAAAGCGCUCCCGGGCAGCAUUUUCCCACACCCAAGUCAUCGAACUGGAGCGGAAAUUCAGCCACCAAAAAUACCUGUCGGCCCCCGAGCGAGCCCACCUGGCCAAAAACCUGCAGCUCACCGAGACGCAGGUGAAAAUCUGGUUCCAGAACAGGAGGUAUAAAACCAAGAGGAAACAGGUCGCCUCCGAAAUCAGCAGACUGGACACACGUCUGGCCGGGCAGAAAGCGGCCGAGCUCCCCGGAGCAUCACUGCUCACUCUGCGGGGCGACUGGCAGUACCUGCCUUGCCUCUACUACUUGAACGGCUGGAGUCCCUCGUGGUGGUAA
Molecule: messenger RNA, 675 nt
Organism: Cariama cristata (Red-legged seriema)
Lineage: Eukaryota; Metazoa; Chordata; Aves; Cariamiformes; Cariamidae
Gene: NKX3-1
Product: NK3 homeobox 1
Exons: 2
Coding region: 1-675 (224 amino acids)
Biological process (GO): regulation of transcription by RNA polymerase II; cell differentiation
Cellular component (GO): nucleus
Molecular function (GO): RNA polymerase II cis-regulatory region sequence-specific DNA binding; DNA-binding transcription factor activity, RNA polymerase II-specific
Source: RefSeq, a predicted model, not a curated record